GGAAGCGCCAAAUAAAGUGAUGUUAGACGGUGCUGCUUAUCUACACAAACUGAAAUUUCCUUACAUUAAAAUGAUGUGAAUGUGAAGCAGGAAGACGAGAGGAGUUCCAGGCGAAUUACGCACGCGACCGUCACGUUGUUCAGGUGGAGGGCCGUCGGUCUCCCUCGAAUCGACCCAAACUUGCUGUGAGCAUUGAAGCAUGAUGGUCUGAACUUCACAGAGAGAUUAUGAUGGGCGGGUCUGUUCUGGUGUGUGUUUAAGAGAGACAAUAUGACUGCGUACAUAUGUGUUUCAUCAAGUGAUCUAACGUGUGUUUCCCCCACCCUCUCCGUGUUGGAUAAAUACUCAAUGUGCUACUGGAGCAACAACACACCAAACCAGUACAACCCAGUGCUGUGGUCUCUUUAUCCUCCUCCUCAGCUCACCGCAGACUGGGUCACUGUCCAGGUAUUCAUGACAGUUUGGACUCUGUUUCCACUCUGGGAUUUGAAAAGGAAAGAAAAGUGUGUGAAGGAACAAAACAGCCAGGUGGCGAUCAAGGUGAUAGAUAAGAAGAAGGCUCGUCAGGAUUCAUACGUUUUAAAGAACAUGAAGCGCGAACCGAGGAUUCACCAGCUGAUCAGGCACCCGAACAUCGUCUUGCUGUUGGAGACGCUGGAGACUGAGAACUGCUACUACAUGGCUAUGGAGCUGUGCGGUGGAGGAGAUCUGAUGGACCGCAUCUGUGACCGUAAGAGGCUGGAGGAGAGAGAGGUGCGCAGAUACACCCGCCAGAUACUGUCUGCAGUGGAACACCUGCACAAACACGGGAUAGUUCACAGGGAUCUAAAGAUUGAGAACUUCCUACUGGACGAGCACAACAACAUUAAGAUCGUUGAUUUUGGUUUGAGUAACACCUAUAAGUCAGAUUCCCUCUCUUUGGAUCUGCUAAACACUCAGUGUGGAAGCCCAGCUUAUGCGGCACCCGAGUUAUUGGCGCAUAGGAAAUACGGCCCUAAAGUGGAUGUGUGGUCUGUGGGUGUCAGUAUGUUUGCCAUGUUGACGGGCACAUUGCCAUUUACUGUAGAGCCCUUCAACAUCAAGCAACUUCAUCAGAGGAUGGUGAAUGGAGAAAUCAGUGCUAUACCAUCAGACAUCAGCAAAGCGGCUGUACAGUUUGUCUUGUCUCUGUUGGAGCCAGAACCGGAAAAAAGGCCAACGGUUAAAGCAGCAAUGCAGGAUAAAUGGCUGAACGAGGGUUAUUCCAAGAGAUUACUACAGACUGUCAUUUAUAGAAACAGACUGAGACAAGAAGAUCUAAAUUCAGCUGUGGUAAAUUACAUGACAGAAUCACUUGGUUAUGGUCUUUCUGAGAUCAUCCAUGCUGUCAUCAACAACAAGCCAUCUGCCAUCUUAGCCUCUUAUCAUCUACUGCUGAAGAAACUCACCAGGUAUCAGAAAGGAGUCAAGGCUAUGAAGAGAGAAGAAAACAAUGAAUGGAAUCUUGUCAAUAAAGGAUUUUCUAAAGAAAAAUGCUAUUCAGAUGCAAAGUCUCCUCAGCAUGACACAUCCAAUGAGAAGAGUUCAAGGCAGGCCAGUAGGACCCAGAGGAGCCAAUCACCGGACAGAGAUGCUCGGAGUGGCAAGAAAAGGCCAGUGGAGACAAAUGGACCAAGGCAGCAAAGCCCAAUGGAUAGAGCAGUUUCCCCAACCUCACCACCUGUGGAUACAGCUAAUGAGAUCGCAAUACUUGUGGAGACACAUGAUAGACUGAUUCCAAAGGUCUCAACUUUUGCCGAAAAGGAAGCAAUUCAAGUCUCACCCCCCCAGUGUGUCUGCCGAGAGGGGAGUGAUACAAAUCUCUGUGACUCAGCUCCCUGUGAUGCCAAUGUAACCACAGACACCUCCAGAGACUCCCAGACAAUAAAAACAUUGAACAAACCGCGUGACCUGAGAACGGCUUACUCUGACAGAUAUCAAAGCUUGGAAUCCGAACAUCACCAAGAUGAUCACAAGUUGGAGAAGUUGCAGACAUUUUACUCAGAGAAAGGCACAUCUCCAAAAACGCAUCUAGAGAGCAGAGCGGGACAACGCUUUAAAGAUCUUUUACUGGCCAUUGAAGAGAAAACGUACCAUGCUCACCACAUCAGCCCAAUGGAAACCACAGCACAAACCUCACCUUUACCACGACUACGCCACACUGGAACGCUGAAAGAAGCUACGCCUAGAAAAGUCAACUGGGUUGGCUUUACACGCCAUGCCACUGCUGGUAGAGGUUCCUCACCUUUCUUGGUAAAUGGGACCAAACCACCUUUGUUUCCAUCACAGAGACAACAAGCUCUCGUCAUUAAAAACCUGAGACAUGCAAAAGAGAAGAGAAACACAGGAGGGGGAGGAGGGAUAGGUAUCCCGAGUAGUACCACGAAAAGGAACUCUGUUCAGUUAAGAACGACUAUACAGCGCAGAGGCGCAGACCUUAACCUACCGAUGCUCCCAUCAGCUUUACAAAACAAAUCUGACAAAAAGACAGAAAUACUCAGAAUGGACUUUGGAUGACAGAGGUUCGGAGAGGAAGUGGGAAAGACAUGCUUUGGGAAACUUUAAUGGCUGAACCAAAUUGAUUUCUAGCCUUGCGUAUCUGCUUCCUCUCUGAUACAAGAAUCAGACUGAUAUAUGACACUCCUUUUCUCCAUGCUCCCUUGCACCUUUUCCGAUCCCUUAUUCCCAGGACAAUUUUACUACUCUUGAGUUUCCCAAUUGUCAAGUUGGGAUUUGACUGAUGCCCUUUGUAGAUUUAAAGCCCCUAUCAUGUUUCUAGCUUUAUGAAUGAAUGCAUCUCAAUGAGAUCACUCAGCUCUGCCAGCUCGUGCCAAAAAUGAGGAUCCAUAAUUCAGUUUAUGGGAAAAAUGGCUAAUAAAGAAUAUUUAUUACAUAA
Misgurnus anguillicaudatus (oriental weatherfish) is the source of this 2914-nucleotide messenger RNA. The record is from RefSeq and is a predicted model, not a curated record. NCBI's taxonomy places the organism in Eukaryota, Metazoa, Chordata, Actinopteri, Cypriniformes, Cobitidae.